Molecule: messenger RNA, 1041 nt
Organism: Rubroshorea leprosula
Lineage: Eukaryota; Viridiplantae; Streptophyta; Magnoliopsida; Malvales; Dipterocarpaceae
Source: the annotation of a GenBank genome assembly
CUGUCUUGGCUCUGUGUAGUGACUCUAUCUUUAGAUUCAAAUCUUGUAAAGAGAAAUGCAUGCAAUUUGGGCAUCCUUGAAGGAGAAUGUGAACUGUGUAAGCAAGCUGACAGAUGCGGUUGCGCGGCCAGAGAACUGCAGUAAGAAAAAUGUAUGCAGUUUGGAGAAGCAGAACUUGGAGAAGCAGAUUAUUCAUCAGUUGGAAGUGGAAAGACCAUUUCGUGAAGUUCUUUUCAGGCCAAACUACCCAAGAACACAGUUUCAUGCUAAAUGUUGUUCGUCAGAGCUGAAAACUGGAGAUACAUCAAGAAAUGUUGUGGAGAUGAUCUUUCAAAGAGCGUCAAUGGAGCCCUCAAAGCCACCAAAGAAGAUCAAAAGGGUCCUGAGGGUGAAGAACUCAGUUGAGGUUGUUGAAAGGUUUGAAAAGUACAGGGAGAAGGUAAUGAAGAAUGCCUACGAGAAGAACAAGAGACAUCCAAGAAGCAUGGUAGAUGGAAAUGAGCUCUUACUAUUCUUUGGAACAACAAUGGCCUGCUGCAGCAGCAGAAACUCAAAGCUAGUCUCUCAACUUUGCAUAGAUCCCAGUUGCCGUGUUUGCAGAAUGAUUCAUUCUAAAUUUGACAUGGAAUUCACCAGAAAGAACGGGAUUCAGCUGAGUACACGCAGUGAGGAAUUGAGUGACACUAUGGUUACCCUCCAGGUGAAGAAGAAUAUGAGGGCAGUUAUAGUUUGCAGGACAAUUGCUGGGAGAAUUGCUAAUACUGUUGAUGGGAUAUUUGAAGAGUAUGAUUCAAUUGGACGGGAAGGACUCAAUAGCAGUUUAGAAUACUUAAUUGUAAGAAACCCCUGUGCUAUACUUCCUUGCUUUGUCAUAGUUUUCACCUGAGAUUUUUCUACUAAUUUUUUACAAUGCAUCAUCAAGUUGCAGUUAUUUCUCAUUUCCAUUAGGAAGCAUAAAUGAGGAAAAAAAAAAUGGAAUAGGAAGAAGUAUUUCAGUCCGUCCUGACUUGAAAUAUUAAUGAAUAAAGGUUAAAUGCCAAA